GUACUCACAGGGAACUGUUCUGAUGGGAGGCCCGUAUGAUGGGAUAAGCGCUCUAAAGAAAUAAAUAAAAGGAUGACUCAAGAAGACACUACUAAAUGCAAGUGCCGGGGAAGUCACAGCUCCUCUCCGUGAACUCGCAGUGGAUUGUCUUCCUGUGGGUUGGCAGGCAGUUCUAGGACUGCAGAAUGGGGCUUCGGAUUCACUUUGUUGUUGACCCACAUGGUUGGUGCUGCAUGGGUUUGAUUGUCUUUGUCUGGUUAUACAAUAUUGUUUUAAUUCCCAAAAUUGUCCUCUUUCCUCACUAUGAAGAAGGACAUAUUCCAGGCAUUUUGAUAAUAAUAUUCUAUGGCAUUUCUAUAUUUUGUCUGGUUGCCUUAGUGAGGGCCUCCUUAACCGAUCCUGGAAGACUCCCUGAAAACCCCAAGAUCCCACAUGCAGAACGGGAGCUGUGGGAGCUGUGCAACAAGUGUAAUUUGAUGAGGCCAAAGCGAUCCCAUCACUGCAGCCGCUGUGGCCACUGUGUAAGAAGGAUGGACCACCACUGUCCUUGGAUAAACAACUGUGUGGGUGAAGACAACCACUGGCUCUUUUUGCAACUGUGUUUCUACACUGAGCUUCUGACUUGCUACGCACUGAUGUUUUCUUUCUGCCACUAUUAUUAUUUUCUUCCACUAAAAAAGCGUAAUUUGGACCUCUUUGUUGUUCGGCAUGAGCUGGCUAUCAUGAGACUAGCUGCCUUUAUGGGCAUUACCAUGUUAGUUGGAAUAACUGGACUCUUCUACACACAACUGACUGGCAUCAUCACAGAUACAACAUCUAUUGAAAAGAUGUCAAACUGUUGUGAAGAAAUAUCGCGGCCCCGAAAGCCAUGGCAGCAGACCUUCUCAGAAGUUUUUGGCACUCGUUGGAAGAUCCUGUGGUUCAUUCCUUUCAGGCAGAGGCAACCACUGCGAGUUCCCUACCACUUUGCCAAUCACGUCUAAACAGAUGGAUGGUGGGCACAGAUGGGUCCUCCAUGCUGGAAAUGCGUUACAGGUUUUAUGAGAAUAGAACUAUGACAGUCUUCAAGUCAAUUAAAAUCCACCCACCAAUCUUAGGCACCAUAAUGUGCCCCACGCUUUAUUUUAAUAGUGAUCUUGAUCCUGUUGUGGGGCUAAUACAAGAUCUAUAUUUAAGUUUUAAAAGCAUGUUUACUUUCAAAUUAGCCUUUCACCGGGAUUUCUUUAUUAGCUUUUGUUACUAAAUUCAAAAGGCAGUGAUUGGGAUGAAAUAAUUGUACAUAAAUUUCCUUCACUACUCACAGUAUUUUAAAUUUUAAUUUAUAAGAAAUUUGAGAUGUUUAAUGUUUACCUUUAAAUAGUACUAACCAAAUUUGAAUUUAAUUCUUCAGGUUUACAAAACUUGAUAUACUUUCUUAGAUGUAAAUUUUCUUUUUUGAAUAUAAGUUAAAAUGCUUUUCAUACUUCCUUUUCUAUGUGCUGCAGGGUUUUUAAUAUGCAGUGUAGGGUGAGCAACAAAGGGCAGUGAUUGCCUGGGAGCAGCUCUCUGAUGCUUCCUUCCUCUUUCCUGCUCAUCAAAAGCGAGAUAUGACACACGAGUGUAAUGCACCAACUACUACCUUAUUAUAAAGGAGAAAUUAAUUUUCCCUUCUGCUGCAGUUAUUGAUUGCUGUUAGAAUGUUUGCUCCCAGGAGAAAUUUGUGACCAGUCAGGCAUAUAUUCCUGUUUUACCCUAAGAGUCUAAUGACUGAAAAGGAUAGGAAUUUUGCAAUAAUUCCAGUUACUUCUUCAAGUGCAGUUAUAUCAGAAUGCAGAUGUUUUAAAAUGCUUGUAUAACUGGAUGGUGUGUAAUACACAGUAUAUAAAGGAAUACUGUGUUUUAAAGUAUGUAUAUUUUUACUUAUCUGCCAGUAGAUCUAACUGUACACAUUGAAAGUUUAUAUAUUAUAUGAUAAAUACUGGUCAACUCAUAUCAAAGUUUAAAAGUAGAUCAUUAACUUUAUAUACCAGUAAUCACCCAGGUUGAAAUUGAAUUUUCAUUGCCCAGUUAUAAUUUGCAUCACCCUAGAGACAUUUUUAUUAUAGCUGAUGUCAGGAAAUUAUCUUCAGAUAGAAUGAUCUAUGGUAGUGAUGGUCCUUGACAAACAUGGAACCUUUUUGUAUGCGAAGAAGUUUUGUAUGAUUUCAGUUUUUUAUUUAGAAUACUGCAUAUCCACAUGUUUGAAAAGUGUGUGCGCUAGUGACCUUUCCCCUGAAAAUGAUAUUGAACAAAUCUACCAUUCUUGAACCAUAUACAUACUUUUUCUGCAAGUACUUAUAAAGUAGGGAAUCAUAGCUGGGAAAUACUGAAACAGAGAUUAUUAUUGUUAGCCAGUCAGCUGUACUGUGACUAGUUCUUUCGGAUACUGUCAAUGUCUCAUAAACUAAUAGAAUAAUCUCUUUUCGGGAAUCUUAAUACCGUAUUUUCAUGUUCUAAUUAUGUUUUAUUAUUUAAAAGCUUAGAAGUGACAGAUGAAAAUAUUUAUUGGUGCUAAGACAUUUAGUAAGUUUAAUAUAAGAAAUAUUUAUAAAGGUUAGGAAACAUAAAAUUAGUUUGUUUAUUUUAGGCAAAGGGGUUGGAUUUUGUGCAAGCUGACUGACUAAACUGGCUGAUGAUAUAUUCUAAAAGGAAAUGGUGUAUAUAUAAUGUAGGGAGAUACAAGUUGAUGCCUUCGGCUAUAUGUAUUCUGUUCACAUAAGACCUGGAGCAUUCAUUGCAGAGCCAAUGAAGGCCCAGUAUGGAGCUUUGUAGACUUGCUUCAACUUUGGAGUAGCAGUAGCUCUGACAUGAGAUAAUGGGGAUGUUCUCUUUCCCGUGCUGGGAAAGUGUGGGUCUGGUUUUCUUAGGUUUAGGCACAUUCUCUUCCCUUUGUCUGUACUCUCCCAGGUCCUGAUACCCCUCCGCAGUUUCUUUCAGUUAUUGUACUACAAACCAAUGCACUAGUUUGAGCUACAGAAAUGCUAUUAUUAAUGUAUUUACAUAAUCUAUAUUGCAGUAUAUCUAUAUAUACUUAUGCAGUAUUGUCAAAUGUAUAUGUCUACCCCCACAGGGGUUUGUAAUCAUUACUAGAUUCCUAGAGAAAAGCCUGUUGGCCACUUCCUAGGGAUUAAGCUCCUAUGUUCUUUCUGCGCCCUCUUUUGGCUAAUUGAUGUAAUUAUUCUGACUCUAGAGACUUUUACUAUCCUAUUAGUGGGUUGUAGCUUCAAUCUGUGAACAUACGAGAGGUACACACUUAUGGGAACAUAUGUAUAAAAGUGUAAAGUUUUAUGAAAAUUGAAAAUGAAUGUGUUACUGUUGGUGAUGUUUCUUCUAGGUGAAUUGCUUGACUUCAUGUAUGUAUAUUGUACACUUUACUGUCAAUCACAAAAUUAGAUUAGGACAAACUAUUUCAUACUUUACUUUAAACCUUAUUUUGGUAAUUUAACUGGUUAUCAUUAUGAAAACUUACUUUAAAAUUACUAUUUUAUUAUAGAACAAAACAUUUAUUACAGUUACUGUGGCAACCAUGUCAUCCAGUGUGUUUUACUGGAUAUCUAAAGAAUACAAUUAAUUUUUUCAGUUCAAUUUUGGAAUAGUUCCACACAUAUACAGACUCAAUUGCCUUAAAAUGAUCAAUAAUUGAUUAACAAUACUAUUUUUUCUUUGCUUUUUAAAAAACUUUCUCAGUCAGAGUUAAGUCUUUAGAUACAUGUGUCACUCUGAAUAGCCGUGGGAAUAACUCCAUGUGUGGAGUGGUAGAAAGCAGCUUAGCAGGAGAUUUCCUGUUAGUCUGUAUAUUGCAUUGAAGGCUUUAUUUGUAAGUUUUAGCCAAAUGUGUGUUCAAUGAUAUUUUUACAUUAGCAGAAUCAUUUCUUGGGCUUCUGGAGUUAGAGUGUAUUACAGGCUGCAGUUGCACUUGGUAAACAAUUAGGGUUGGGCCUGCAAGGUGGCUCAGUACAUAAAGGUAUUUGUUGUACAAGACCGGUGACCAAAUUGGUUCCAGAACCCUUUUAAUGGUGAAAGUGAAGAAAAAAACCAAAAACACAUUCCAAACCUGAUUCCGCAGAGUUGUCCUCUGACCUCCACAAACAUGCCUGGCACUCAUGCCCUUCCCCAUCAUCUCUCUCUGUCUCUGUCUCUCUCGCACAUACAAGUUUUAAAAAUCUAAUUGGAUAAACUUAAUGUUGGCAAUAAUGAACUGAGUUCAGAGUCUUCUAAACAUUAAGCAAUCUAUUAAAGAGUCUUAGUACUUUGUAACAAGACUUAGGUUUCAGAUUACUAAACAAGCUGAUGUGACAGAGUGCAUGCACAGGAUACCCUGGGUUCACGACCAGGGUAAGGACAGAAGAGACGCAGAGGAGCUGAGUCGAAUGUCUCAACUAACACCGGAGCAUCUCACUAAUGUGUAGAGGUGGCUCCAUUAAGAACGGCAGCUCAUUCUAGCCAUUCUUAAUCAGACUUCAGGCUACUUCCAUACAAGUAAUUAACUGUUUUGCGCAAAAGAUGUGUGAAUUCUAAACAUUAAUCACAAAGACUCAUAUUAAGAACACACUUCCAAAACAGGAGGUACAAAUGAAUUUAGAUAAAAGCCAGAUAGUUUUCUGUAUUAGAUCAUGGGUAGUUGAAUGGUCUUCCAUGUAUUGCUAAAAAUUACAACUUGUCUUGCAGUGGCUUAAUAUGGCACUAAUAUUCAUUAGCAUAUGCUAAUUUUGUCUAGACUGUUCUCUGACUAGUUCUCUUGUAUGUCAUGUAUAAGUAGAUAACCUAGCUACAGUUCACUAACCUAUAGUACUUCAUUAUGUAAAUUUUGAAAUGGACUCUACUAUACAUAGAUAUAUUGGGAAUUUAUUACAAGCAUUAUGUAAUUUACUAAUAAUUAAAACGUUAGACUUUCAUCCCCCUCUACUGAUGCUUUAAAAAUUACAAGUAUUAGCAAAUGUAGUUAAUAAGUUCUAUAAACUUAGUGUGUUGUACUUGCUCGUAUUAUUAACCAUGUAAUUAACUAAUGAGUGAGUAUAUGAUUUAGUACCCACAUCUGUUGCCUUCUGUUGUAGGUACCAUGCUUGGAAUUUAUCUACAAAUAAAAAUUUUAGUAUAAUUUAUGUUUAGCUGUUCUUAGAUUCUAUAAUAUUCUAUAGCAGAACAUGGGGAAAGAUUAGAUGCUGUUUACUUGAAGUGUUUUAUAACAGUAUUGUGUCUGACUAUAUGAACCAAUAUUUAGCAUUUACACUACCUUUGUGAUGACUUAACAUCAGGAAGUGACUUUUCUCACUUCUUCCAUCAUCUUUCUGCAUUUUUUUAAAACCAAAAUUAUUUUUAAAAACCAUUUUGUUAAAACCAAUAACAUUUUUAUCAGUUCUUUAGGUGUGGCAAUAUUACCUGCCAGUGAUAAUUUGGAACAAGUUAUUAUUAGUAGUAGUAGUAGUAAUAGUAGUAGUAGUAGUAGAAGACAGGUUUUACUGGCUUUGAACUCAGAAUCCUUCUACCUUUGCCUCCCAAGUUCUGGGAUUACAGGCAUAUGCUGCUGUGUUUGGCUCAAUGCUUAAAAUUCUUAAGUCAUUGGUAUUAGGUAUUACUGAUUUCAUUAUCGUAUCUUUUACUUUCCUUUUGUCUACCCUAGAGUUCAGGUACUAAUGUAGCAAAUAGCCAAAACCUUGGAUAAAGAAAGUAGGGGACAUUGGUAAGAUAGAGAGAAGGCUGCAUGGACAUAAACAAUCAGCAUCUCUGCAGAAGAGUUAAGACUGGGGCCGUGAUAGCACAGACUCCCCUUGCCAGCUCCUCAUUCCUAGCUAGCACCAUGUUACUGUAAGAGCCCUUCGUUCUGGGGAGCAUUUGGUUUGAGUUAUUUAACCUCCUCUUAUAUUGCUCUUUCUCUUUAGCUGGCCAUAUGCUCUUGAGAGAUUAUUUUUAAUUUUAGAUAAUUGUGUAGGAUAUGUUGACCUGCAUCAUUUUUAGCAUGCACAUGUUAAAAUAACAUGGAAGUGCAGAUGUGUAAUACAGAGGAGAAGCGAUAGGAUGGCAGUUUGAGAGAACUGGAACCCAUUUAGGAGUCUCUUAUGGCAGAAGAAAAAUGCCGAGAAAAUUCACCCGUUUAGGUAUGAAUUUCAGCAGAGAAAAUCACCAGUUAGGUAUGAAGGCUAGUUUACGCUUUAAAGAUUGGGCUCUUUUGCUGAUAUUGGGACCCUGGAGGUCUUCCUUGCUGUUGGCAUUUUUAAUUCAUUACCUCGUGUGUAUACCAGUAGUGCUUUCCACACUUGCUCAACUGUUUAAUUAAUUACACAUAUAUAACAUUUUCAUCUCAGUAGCUUUAUAUGUAAAGAUAAAGCCAGAGCAGCCAGAACCAGGCACAGCUCCUCUUGCAGUUCUGCUUGCCGCUUCCACAGUGUCGUUUGUGGACUGUCAGUCAGAGGGAAGACUUGUGCACGUCCUGUGAGCUUUAUGUCCGAGCCAGUGUGGGUGGAUGGUAUUUAACCAACUGGUGCCUGAAACUCGUGUUUUACAACCUGAGCAACUGAAACAUCCUGGUGCUAUUUGCUUUAGCUUUGAGUUACAUUCUUAAUUCUUGAACCAAAGAGUUGAUUUUCUUUUUGCUUGACUGGGGUUAGUUUCUCAUCUGUGUCUGAAGAAGUGAACAGUCAGUUGUCAGCGCUUACUUUCUGUGAAUGCUGGCUGAGCGCAGUCCGUUGAAAAUGAUUCUUAUUUAGACUUAGCUUUUAUUCUUUCAUGCGGAGUGGUACGGAUUUUAAUUUUGUAUUUUAAUAUAGUGUGGUUACUUUAUAAGGUAUUUUAAUAGGCUGAAGCUACUAAAGUUAUUGAAUCACUUUCCCCCUUGGCUUCACUUUGGCAGAGAAGAAAAGCUUUUAUUUCUAUAAGCAAAGUAUUCUGUUAGACACUUUUGAUGACUACUCAACCAUAUGCUAAAAUACAGGGCAAAUAAUGGAUCCAUUGUGAAUUACAAGUCAAGAAUUUAACAUGUUUUUUCUGUGUGUAAGUAUAAUCCUUAAUGGCUUUAAAGAAUGAUGCAGGUAUUUUCCUAUUUUGAAAGUAAGAUGAAAUUAAAGGACAUUUAAAAAAACAUAAAAAUCACUCACACACACACACGGAAAUGCAGAAGUACCUUAAGUUAAGUGAGCAUCCUUGUAGAAGUUGAAGUUUGCAAAAAAAGCAGUCUGGAUGCUGCUGCUUACUGUACAUGAAAAUUAGAGUAAGAUUGUUUUACAAACUAUUUUUCUUUUUAGUGAUUUAUUUCUCAUAACUGGCAGAACCCAAUCCUGUGGCUGGGCUUGUCCAGGUGUAAUACUGCUGCAUGUGAUUGGCUUCCCUCUUCUCCCCAGGACCUCUACAAACAGCCGACAGUGUCUGCUGAAAACUGGGGCUGCAGUGGCUGGUGCCUCGGGCAGUGCUGGGAAAGUAGACAGUCACAUUGAAAGUGCUUGUGUGUCCAUCAGCUGUGUCUGUGUCUCCUUUAAUCUUGAUACAAUGUGUGGUUUUUGCAGUGAAUUCUGAAUGAAAAACAAAAUCAAGUCUAAAACUUGAGAGGUGAGGAGCUCAUGUGCAUGAAGUGUGUCCAGAUGAGCAGAGAAAGGAAGCAGGGGCUGGGUGGGGGUGGGGGCAGCACUGUGUCUCUUCUGAGCUGUGUUGCCACUGGAUAGAUUCUUAAUAAUCUCACUGCAUGUCCUUUGUCCAUAAGGCAGAGUGGAGUCAUUUUUUUCCAAGUUGUAGAUAGGAACAAAUUUAUCACUGCUUUCUGUGUCUUUGUGUGAUUAUUAAAAAGCAAAGAAAAAAUUAACAUAGAUUGGAAAAAGCAACUACUUCCACCCCAGUCAGCGGUACUCAGAUAAAUGGGUUGCAAGCCCAAGGACAGAAUAGGCUCUCGGGAGAACGGUACAUGGACCACAGUAGAUGAGCAUGCUCUGUGCCCGGGCUUAGUCUAGCAAGUAUAAUAACCACACAACACUGGUGUCAUUUUGAGGUGCCUAGAAUUCGCUGUCAGCCCCAAUUCUCACAGAUUCCUAAAUGAAAGAGCCGUCUGGAGUUUUAGUAAUGGUGUUGCUGCAGGGGCCUAGGCAGACCCUGUCUUCAGACUUGUGGGUGUGCUAUCAUUCAGCUCUAGUGUGUGUAGUCUGAAGGCCAUUCACCUGCCUCAUCCACUGGUUUCUUUGUUGCCCUAAGUCUUCACUAACAUUUCUAUUGCUGGUGAUAAUAAGGACAGAGUGCAUGUAGAAGUCAGAGUGCUUUGAGAGCGGGAGGAAGCCACAGGUGGGAGCUGAGAUGGACUCAUUUGUUAAGAUGAGAAGUCCACCCUGGCUCUUUGAAUGAAAAUGAACUAUGUGUGUAUCUACCUUAAGAACAACAUUGCUUUUAAUUUAUUUUAGUGAUUUUGUUUUAUUCAUGUAAUGUUCUGUUUUCUUUGCAAAUUGCUUUUAAUUUAAAUUGUGGAAUUUUUACUUCUCUUGAAAUGUACUAUGUACUGUAUUUUUAGAAAUCUUAUUUUUAAAUAAAUAUUUUUGAAAAACAUA
Molecule: messenger RNA, 8537 nt
Organism: Myodes glareolus (Bank vole)
Lineage: Eukaryota; Metazoa; Chordata; Mammalia; Rodentia; Cricetidae
Source: RefSeq, a predicted model, not a curated record